CGGGCGGGGACACCGGGCGGGACUGGGACCGGGACCGGGACAACGGGACAGGACCGGGACCAGUACCGGGAUAACGGGACUGGGACCGGGAUAACGGGACCGGGACCGGGACCGGGACAACGCGACAGGACCGGGACCAGUACCGGGAUAACGGGACUGGGACCAGCACUGCGAUAAUGGGACAAGACCGGGACCAGUACUGGGAUAACGGGACAGGACUGGGACCAGUACUGAGAUAACGGACCAGUACCGGGAUAACGGGACAGGACUGGGACCAAUACCAGGAUAACGGGACCAGGACCAGCACUGGGAUAACAGGACAGGACUGGGACCAGUACCGGGAUAACAGGAGUGGGACUGGAGGGCCAGGACCAGCACUGGGAUAGCGGACCCCCAUGGCAGACGGUGACGAGCCCCCCCGCCGGGCCCCCGCUGACACCCACGGCCCGGGCACCCAGCCCUGCCGGCCCGUGCCGCGGGUCCACACCUUCGGAAAGGGGGGGCAGGCGCUGCGCAGGGACCCCCGUGCCCCCCCUGCCAUGCGGGGCUGGCUGCACAAGCAGGACAGCUCGGGGCUGCGGCUCUGGAAGCGCCGCUGGUUUGUGCUGGUCGAUCUCUGCCUCUACUACUACCGGGACAGCAGCGAGCAGCAAGUGCGGGGCGGCCUCCCCCUGCCCGGCUACGAGAUCCACGUCCUGCCCCCCGCCCCCCGAGCCCCCCGAUUCCUCUUCACGGCUGAGCACCCCGGGAUGCGAACGUACUGUCUGGGGGCCGAGACCCCUGAGGAGCUGAAUGCCUGGGUCUGCGCCCUGCGCCGGGGCGCAUCGCCCCUGCCCGGCUCCCCCCGCUCCGUCUCCCUGCAGAUGCCCCAGGAACCCCGGAGUCCCGGUGCCCCCUUGCCCCCGUUGCCUGCCCACCCGGGUGAGGACCUGGGGAGCCCCCCUACUCCCCCUCCUCGCCGCCCUCCAGUCCCUCCACUGCCCCCCAGCAAGGCGCCCCUACCCAAGGAAGAGGCCCCGUCCCGGGGGGUGCCCUGCGGGACAAAGGACACCCCGGGGGGACCGCGGGGGCCCCCCGUGGGCGCCGUUGCCGCCGCAGCAGGGAGGAGCCCGAGGGAGCUCCGCCCUCCUGGAGCAACGACCAACCAGCAGCUGCCCCCUCUAGCGGGCAGGGGGUCGGAUGAAGCGGAGCAGGACACCGCGGCCAAUCAGACACCGCUCUCUCCAACUGACUCUUCUCAUUGGCUGCUAGCAUCCGAGGGCUCGGGUGGGGCCCUGCCCUUCCCGGGCACCGCCCCCCCGCCGUCAGCCAAUGAGACCUCGGCCUGGCCGCGGGCGGGGGCGAGUGGGCGGGGUUCGGGGCUAGAAGGUGUGGCCGGCCGGGGGGCUCGACGGCCAAUCAGAAUCACCCUUCUCCAGGCCAGCUUCUGAGAGAAGGGCGGGGUCGGACUGAGGGGGGUGGGGUGGAAGGGAGAGAAGGGGCGGGGUUUUCCCUUAGCCACACCCCUCCACCCGCUA
Harpia harpyja (harpy eagle) is the source of this 1517-nucleotide messenger RNA. RefSeq names its product pleckstrin homology domain-containing family A member 4-like. The transcript has 9 exons. NCBI's taxonomy places the organism in Eukaryota, Metazoa, Chordata, Aves, Accipitriformes, Accipitridae. The coding region runs from base 396 to 1430 and encodes 344 amino acids. The record is from RefSeq and is a predicted model, not a curated record.